This is a messenger RNA of Aspergillus chevalieri, 1068 nucleotides long. Its product is annotated as putative sexual development protein (LsdA). Lineage: Eukaryota; Fungi; Ascomycota; Eurotiomycetes; Eurotiales; Aspergillaceae. Bases 1 to 1068 code for a protein of 355 amino acids. The transcript is spliced from 2 exons. The record is from RefSeq and is a predicted model, not a curated record.
AUGUUCUUCCUCAAAUCCUCUGUCUUUUGCCUCUUGGCAGCUUCUUCCAUUGCUUUCCUUGCCUCGACCCAGUCCAAGCAGGUCGAUUUCCCUCUCCCUGACAGUCUACCCGAUCCGUCCCCAAGCCAAAUUGAAUCGAUCCAGAUGCGAGCCGGUGGCACGUUGCCAAACACGCCCCCUCCGAUGCGUAUUAGCAGCGAGGGUAUCAACAACUUGAAGGUCAUGGCGUUUACUGAAUUGUCCGAAGUGGCCUUCUUCGACGAACUCUUUCGAAAUAUCACCACCAACGUUCCGGGCUACCAGAUUGCCAACGCGCAGGAGCGUGACAUGAUUCUCAAGUCUUUGACUACGCUGCUUGCUCAAGCAGAACUGCAGACGAUCGCGGAAAACAAUGGCCUACGACGUUUCAACCUCAACACUGUUCGGCCUUGUCAUUAUAGUUUCCCUGUGUCCGACUACAAAUCUGCAAUUGCACUGGGAGAGGUUUUUACGAAUUUGAAACUGGGCACGAUGCAAGAUAUCGUCACGCGGUUCGCCAGGGGAAGUGACUUCGACCUGGCCCUUUUCGCAACGUCUAUAGCCGGUCAGAAGGGGCAGCAGUCCGGCUGGUUCCGCAUUCUUCAAAACAAGGUAGCUAGUGCUGUGCCUUUUCCGACGACGGGAAAUGUCGACUUUCUCUUCUCGGCUGUCCAGAGAUUCAUCGUGCCGAGCAACUACUCUAGCAUCGUCGAUAUUCCUCUGCGUACCUUCCAGCCGCUGAACAUCCUUACGCCUCCUGGUCCCCAAACGCAGCUCAUUCGGGUCUCCUGGAAGCCUACCACGGGCGGUAAUCCGGGACAACUGUGGAUAGCCUAUAUCAACCAGCUGAAUACGCCCAUCGUCGAGCGAAUGAACAUUAUCUCUAGCAAUAAUGAAACGGUGGUGGCUGAAGUGUUGUUUCCGUAUGAGAAGUACCUUUUGAACGGAUUGACAAUCGCAGCGGUAACCACCAGUGGCGGACCGUUUGCGAAUGCAGCCGAAGUGUCACAGGCGACGGCGUUUGGACCAGGAUUGAUUACUGUCAACUGA